Messenger RNA from Closterium sp. NIES-67, 2843 nucleotides. Lineage: Eukaryota; Viridiplantae; Streptophyta; Zygnematophyceae; Desmidiales; Closteriaceae. The record is from the annotation of a GenBank genome assembly.
CACCGGCUUCACACGACCAAAAACGCUUCCAGAUUUUGCUGCUCUUAGCAGUCAACAGCAAGCAGGGAAACAUUCCGUAUUUCUCCCUUGUCUGCCCUCAUCUGUUACCACCGUCAGCGUUUGGUCUGACGAGUACUCGUCCACUAUGUCGCAACCUCUGGACUCAUAUCCUGCGCACCGUGAGGCGCAUGAGCAGCUAGAGCGGCUCUCGCUCGUGCUUCCUAGGAGGCUCCUCGGCGCGAGAUUCUCCACUAAAGCGCUGUGCGACGAAGGAGAUUAUAACCAGCAACAGAACGCGUCGUCGAUUCCGAUUGCCAGUCUCAUCAGGUCGCUCGGAGGAAGGCCGUCGGAAAAGGAUAUGCUAUCCGCGUUCGUCCAGCAGCUCAAGCCCGCUGCCGCCUACCAUCCGUCAACUUUUGACGGAAUCCGUCAGCCGCUGACGCUCCUGCUGACGUCCCGCGCUCUGUACCUCCUCGAGGUCACCAGCGAGGAGCGAAGCGGCUCGGAAGAAGACGAUGAGAUCGAUGCAAGGUCUGACGAAUACCCCGCCGCCUCUCCGACUACCGCUGCUGCAGUAUCUGCAGCUGCUGCCGCCCUAACUUCGGAAGUUGAAACAUUCGGGGAAGUUACUGACGCGGAUGUGACGACGAAUCAGAGGACGCAAAAGGGUGAGAAUGGCGGCGGAAUGGCUCCUGGUGGGGUCCCAGGCGACGAGGAGCCAGCGGCGCAGCCCGUUACUGGCACGUUACAGAGUAACACGUUACCAGCUAUGAACAGUACCUCGGCGAGGGUGAGAGGGAAGCUGCGGCAGUGCAUUCCGGUGCUGUCGGUGUCGAGGCUGCUGCUGUCGUCGAGCAACGGCAUGCUCUCCAUCGGCAUCGUGAAUGAGAGAGACGUCGUCCUGUGCACGCCACUCGCACCCACCAUCUGCCAGCUGGCGGCGUCCAUGUUCGCAGUGGAAGCAGCCAUGGCGGUCGAGAGGGCCCUGGCUCUUAACUCGGAGCGACCCCAGCUGCCAGCGUCGACGAGCAUCCACGUGGGAGUGGUGGAUCAGGAGGACCUGCUUGCUUCAGUCCGGACCAAAAUCAAGUCCAUCCGCCCCUUCUGGGCGGCAGCAUCGGCGCGGGUCUUCCCCUUCUCCGCGCCCACCUCCCCCCGUGCAGAAACGGUGGUGGGGGCGGGGUCAGGGGCAGAGACAGCAGAAGAUACAGCUGAAGCUGCACCUAAAGUAACUUCGAUGGGCACACGGAAUGACGUGGCAAUGCAGGAUGCUGACAGCAUCGCCAGCACCAUCAAUACUGACGUGGCACCACCUGUGGAGAUCACGGAUUUCAUCCCACUGAAGGUCCUCGGAAAGGGCAGCUUCGCCAAGGUCUUGCUGGUCCGCCAUGCGCCCAGCGGCCAGGUGUUUGCGAUGAAGGUGCUGGACAAGGCGGCAGUGAUGCGGCGGCAGCAGCUGCAGCACACGCUGACAGAGAGACACGUGCUGCAGGAGGUGCGCCACCCGUUUCUCGUCCCGCUGCGCUGGGCUCUGCAGUCGGAAACUCGGCUGUUUUUAAUUCUCGACUUCAUGCCGGGUGGCGAGCUCUUCUUCCACCUCAAGCGCGAGCGCCGCUUCAAGGAGGACCGCGCGCGCCUCUACGCCGCCGAGCUGCUGCUGGCGCUGGGUCAUCUCCACUCGCUGGGAGUCAUCUACCGCGACUUGAAGCCGGAAAAUAUUCUUCUAGACGCUCAAGGUCACGUUCGCAUCGCGGACUUCGGAUUGGCCAAGGAGCACAUCGCCGACAACUCAUCCGCCUCCACCUUCUGCGGAACACCAGAGUAUCUAGCUCCCGAGGUGCUGGGCGGAAAGGGGCACGGCAGGGCCGUGGACUGGUGGAGCCUUGGGAUUCUCCUCUUCGAGAUGGUGGUGGGCGUGCCGCCCUUCUACGACCGCAAUGUGAACAUAAUGUACAACAAGAUAGUGAAUGCGACUCUGGUCUUCCCCACCACCGUCACCAACUUCUACCUCCGCGACCUCAUCACCAAGCUGUUGAUUCGGGAGCCGGGCCUGAGGCUCGGAGCGGGCCCCACCGAUGCUGCGGAGAUCAUGAGGCACGAGUUCUUCAGAGGCGUUGACUGGGACAGGCUGUAUGCGAGGGAGGUGCCUCCCCCGUUUGUGCCCAGCAGCAAGGGCUUGGAGGACGUGUCAAACUUCGAUAAGAGCUUCACUGGUCUCCACGUCAGCGACCCCUUGGAGCCUCCCACCUCCACAGCACCGAAUGACAACCACAAUGGUGCAACGAAGCCCACCAAUGACACCGCUAAGCACACCCAGACCCAGGCUUCCACCAAUGAAAAGACUCCAGCUGGCACUGGCAACAAAUCACAGGACUGGAAGAGUGGGAUUGCAGGCGUUACAGGGUGCAGUGGGGGAGGGGGAGGGGGGAAGGCAGGGGGUAAUGGAGCAGGAGGGAAGGCAGGGGGGAGUGCGAAACCCAACCUGAAGAUCGAUACGCAUGCAGUGUUGGGAAUGGACCCGCUAGACAACUCCCUGUUUGAAGGGUUUGUGUUUAGCCCCACCAAGAAGAGCAGCGCAGCGGCAAGCCCUGGAGCUGCUAUGCUGUGAACAACGGGAUAAUUGCACUGGUGGUUACGCUUUAGGGUGUGAGGAGGAUGCUACGGACAACACACAAUAUGACUUCAUUCUUUUUUGGGUGCACAUUUCUGCCGAUUUACUGGCUUAGAUACUUUUUGAUAGUUAAUAAUAUACAUAACAGCAGCCAUUAUACCUGCAUGAUGUCAGUACUGUACAUGUGCAUAGCAUGGCAACACUUAUUUCGCAACAAAAAUACCAUCACUUU